Messenger RNA from Phycomyces blakesleeanus NRRL 1555(-), 966 nucleotides. RefSeq lists its product as hypothetical. The record is from RefSeq and is a predicted model, not a curated record. The transcript is spliced from 4 exons. The coding region runs from base 1 to 966 and encodes 321 amino acids. NCBI's taxonomy places the organism in Eukaryota, Fungi, Mucoromycota, Mucoromycetes, Mucorales, Phycomycetaceae.
AUGUCCAGGAAAACGGCACAGAUGUCAUCACUUUCUGAUUUCACUGAAAGUCAAUGGUUGAAUCUCAACCAAGGCACCAAAUUCAAGAUAAGACUUCCCAGAGGCGGGUUAAUGAAGGUAGUUAUUUGCCCACUGAAUUUGUAUUCUGACAACACUUCCGGAAACUCUUCAAAGCAAUACAACAAAUACAACAGCUAUCUCAUGUAUUUUGUCGCGAUGCCUCUUGAGAUGCUGCCCCCGAUUGUUGAUAAUUUUGUGGAAUUGGAGAAAGGAAUUGUGAUGUACUCCAAAGAUUAUGGUGAAGAUGUUCUGGUUGUUGCUCCUCUGUUAUUGUUCAUGGGUGAUAAUCCUUGGCAAUUGCAACUUGCUAUGCACAGUGAAACAUCAGGAAAGCAUUUCUGCAGGAAAUGCCAUUUAGAAACACCCCAAAGCACUCAAAAAGACAACACGUCAGAGAUACCUUAUCUUCCAGUCGACCAUAAUAGUGCUGAAAAAAGAACAAAGGAAUUCUUAAAUGCUUUUGUCACUGCCAAUACAGAUUCAGAAUUGUAUAAGCAUGGGUGUGACCUAAACUAUAGCAAGAACGGCAGCAAAGAAUUUCUUAGACUUGAAGCAUUUGAUGCAACAAAAGAUAUGCCCAUUGAAAUUCUUCACAUCAUCCUACUUGGCUUAUCACAGUAUCUGGUCAAUUACCUCCUUAAGUUCUCGAAAAUGUCAACAGCAGAAAUGGCAAGGCUUGAGUCAGCUCUGAGUUCUUACAGAGUCUGCAAGAAUUAUAGCAGAAAAUUCAGAAACCAGCUUCAUCAUAAUGGUUCUUUUGUUGGGUGUGACUAUAAACAGCUGAUGCAAGUUCUCUCAAACGUUAUGACAGUGCUUUUUUCUGGAAAUAGCAAAUUCGAACUUCUUACUAAGACUCUCUGUUAUCACAUUACUCUGAUUAAGGCUCAGAUAGGAUCGAUUACCUGA